This is a messenger RNA of Pterocles gutturalis (yellow-throated sandgrouse), 3587 nucleotides long. RefSeq names its product kinesin family member 4A (gene KIF4A). The annotation marks the transcript as partial. The transcript is spliced from 29 exons. The record is from RefSeq and is a predicted model, not a curated record. Gene Ontology annotation, molecular function: microtubule binding; ATP binding; microtubule motor activity. NCBI's taxonomy places the organism in Eukaryota, Metazoa, Chordata, Aves, Pterocliformes, Pteroclidae. Gene Ontology annotation, biological process: mitotic spindle organization; microtubule-based movement.
GAGCGCUGUCCCUUCUCUCCCCGCAGGUGGUGGUGGGGAACGAUAAGUCGUUCACCUAUGACUAUGUGUUCGACCCCUCUGUUGAACAAGAGGAAGUCUUCAACACAGCCGUCGCCCCGCUCAUACGGGGCAUCUUCAAAGGGUAUAAUGCCACUGUCUUAGCCUACGGACAGACGGGAUCUGGAAAAACGUACUCUAUGGGAGGUACCUACACUGCCAGUCAAGAGGAUGACCCCAGUGUGGGGGUCAUCCCUCGGGUCAUCAAACUGCUGUUUAAGGAGAAGGAGCAAAGACAGGAUUGGGAAUUCGUCCUCAAAGUUUCUUAUCUAGAGAUCUACAAUGAGGAUAUUCUAGACCUGCUGUGCCCGUCAAGAGAGCGCUCUUCUCAAAUCAGUAUACGGGAAGAUCCUAAAGAAGGCAUAAAGAUUGUAGGGUUAACAGAAAGAAAUGUCACCUGUGCCCAAGAUACUGUAUCCUGCUUAGAGCAAGGGAACAAUUCCAGAACGGUGGCCUCCACGGCAAUGAACUCCCAGUCCUCGCGGUCCCAUGCCAUCUUCACUGUUUGCAUUGAUCAGAAAAAGAAAAAUGACAAGAACACCAGCUUUCACUCCAAGCUACACCUGGUUGAUCUUGCUGGCUCUGAGAGACAAAAGAAGACCAAGGCUGAGGGAGACCGACUAAAAGAGACUGGCAUCAACAUAAACAGAGGUCUCCUCUGCCUGGGGAAUGUGAUUAGUGCUCUGGGUGAUGAAAAUAAAAAGGGCGGGUUUGUCCCCUACAGAGACUCAAAGUUAACAAGACUGCUGCAAGAUUCUUUGGGUGGUAACAGCCACACUCUCAUGAUUGCCUGUGUAAGCCCAGCGGAUUCCAAUUUAGAAGAAACUCUAAAUACUUUGCGUUAUGCUGACAGAGCAAGAAAAAUAAAAAAUAAACCAAUUGUCAACCUCGAUCCCCAGGCGGCUGAGCUGCAUCACCUGAAGCAGCAGGUUCAACAGCUACAGGUGUUACUGCUGCAGGCCCAUGGAGGGACCCUCCCAGUGUCUGUCAAUAGUAUGGCACCUUCGGAGAAUCUUCAGUCCCUGAUGGAGAAGAACCAGUCGCUAAUGGAGGAGAAUCAGAAGCUGAGCCGAGGGCUGAGUGAGGCUGCUGGUCAGACAGCACAGAUGUUGGAGAGGAUCAUUCUGACAGAACAAGAAAAUGAGAAGAUGAAUGCCAAACUAGAACAACUUCAGCAACAUGCUCUAUGCAAGCUUGAUCUGCAGAAGCUGGUAGAGACUGUAGAAGAUGCGGAACUAAAAGAGAACGUAGAGGUGAUUCGCGAUCUGCAGCAAGUGUUGGCUCAGUUUCAGAGUGAAAAUGCUGCUACAAUGGAAGCUGCUGCGGAGAUGGCAAGCUCUGAGCAGGAUGCUACAGCUGAAGCUGAGAUGGGCCAGGAUACCAAGAGAUCUUCGGAUGACUUCACCACUCAACAUGCCCUCCGUCAAGCACAGAUGUCCAAAGAGCUGCUUGAAUUGAACAAAGCCCUGUCUCUGAAAGAGGCACUUGCCAAAAAAAUGACCCAGAAUGAUAGUCAGCUGGAGCCCAUUCAGUCCCAAUACCAGACUAAUAUCAAGGAUCUGGAGCUGGAGGUCAGCAAUUUGCAAAAAGAAAAGGAAGAGUUGAUCCUUGCUCUGCAUAUGGCAAAGAAGGAUGUCAACCAAGCCAAACUGAGUGAACGGCGUCGGAAGAGACUUCUGGAGUUGGAAGGGCAAAUAAAUGAGCUGAAGAAAAAGCUGAAUGAGCAAUCAAAGCUAUUAAAGCUGAAGGAGUCUACAGAGCGCACAGUCUCCAAGCUGAACCAGGAGAUCAGGGAAAUGAAAAGCCAACGAGUACAGCUGAUGCGCCAAAUGAAAGAAGAUGCUGAGAAAUUCAGGCAAUGGAAACAACAGAAGGACAAGGAAGUGAUCCAGCUGAAAGCACGGGAUCGCAAGAGGCAAUAUGAGCUACUUAAGCUAGAACGAGAUUUCCAGAAGCAGGCCAGUGUACUUCGGCGCAAAACAGAAGAGGCAGCAGCUGCUAACAAGCGCUUAAAGGAUGCUCUGCAGAAACAACGGGAGGCUGCAGAUAAACGGAAAGAGACUCAAAAUCGGGGAAUGGAAGGAGUUGCUGCACGAGUAAAAAGCUGGCUUGCAAAUGAAGUAGAGGUUCUUGUUAGUACUGAAGAGGCUCGACGGCACCUUGCAGACCUUCUGGAGGACAGAAAGAUCUUGGCACAGGAGCUCCUUCAGCUUAAAGAGAAGAAAGAGGCUGGGGAAAACCCACCUCUAAAGCUCCGGAGACGCACCUACUCCCUCGCAGAUUUGGAGGCAUCAGAGAUGGACGUUUCCAUAUCGAAGCAGAUAGAAAGCCUGGAAACUGAGAUGGGGCUCAGGAGUGCCCAGAUAGCGGAUCUACAGCAGAAACUCUUGGAUGCAGACAAUGGAGAUCGUGCGAAACAGCGUUGGGACAGUAUUGCAACAAUUCUAGAGGCUAAAUGUGCUUUGAAGUAUCUCCUUGGAGAGCUGGUCUCCUCAAAGGUGCAGGAAAGCAAACUGGAGAGCAGCCUUCAGCAGAGUAAAGCCAGCUGCUCGGACAUGCAAAAGAUGCUGAUUGAAGAGCGAAACCACAUAACAGAGAUGGAGGCUGAUUUCCAAAAUCAUCUUUUGGUGCAGGAACAACACCACCAAGAAAAGGUUCUGUACCUGCUUAGCCAAUUUCAGCAAAAAGAAGCAGCAGAGAAGAGACUGGAAGAGUCACUGAAUGAGCAGGAGAAACAGCUGCAAGAGCGACUCAAGUUCCAGGAGGAAGAGUUGGAGAAAAUGAGGGAGAUCUGUCAGAAGAACCAAGAACUUCUCCAGGAAAACGACACUCUUAAACAGAAACUGCUGCUCCUCCAAGUUGCCAGUGGACAGAAGCUCCGUCACAUUCAGCAAAUCCCGUCUGACUCCCCAGAUUCUUCUUUUGAUUAUAUUCCACCCAAACCAAAGACUCGCCGGCAAACGACAGCAAAACCCCGUGCACCGACCCCAGUAAUGCAUGUGGAAGAGCUGUUCUCUGACUCGGGGGAGUCUGGAGGGGAGACGGAUGCAGAGUGGGUUCCAGUAAAAGCAGCCAAAGGACCAAAGAAAAGCGUGCUGGGGUGCUCCUGCAAGGGCCGGUGUGGGAAUCGGCAGUGCGGCUGCAGGAAGCAGAAGGUGGGCUGCACCAACGGCUGUAGCUGUGACUCAACAAGAUGCAGAAACAGAGAGGCUGGCUUUCAGGAUGCCACCCCGUGUGAGGACCAAACCAGGGACUUUGAAGGUUCCUUCAAACUCGAAGACCCCACCGAAGUGACUGCAGGAGAGACCUUCUUUCAGCCUGUGUGCAUCACACCAACUACAAAGGUGCUGAAAGAUAUCACAGACCAAGAUGUGUUCCUGAAGAAGCCCAGCACUGCUGCUUCCCUGCUGGUGAGAGAUGAUGAGUCCCAAGAGAACCACAUACCCCUUGUCAAGAGAAAGAAGAGAAUGCUGAGUAGCAAUACGAGCUUUUUCUCGGGUUGUACCCCGAUCAAAGAGGAGCUCAACUAA